Messenger RNA from Baudoinia panamericana UAMH 10762, 732 nucleotides. RefSeq lists its product as uncharacterized. The record is from RefSeq and is a predicted model, not a curated record. Lineage: Eukaryota; Fungi; Ascomycota; Dothideomycetes; Mycosphaerellales; Teratosphaeriaceae. Bases 1 to 732 code for a protein of 243 amino acids. The transcript has 3 exons.
AUGACCGAAACCGUACUCGUCGUGGGCGCCACCGGCAACAUUGGCGUGGCCACCGUCAUCGGUGCCUUGCGUUCAGGACGGCAUGUCAUCGCCAUAGUCCGCAAUCAGAGCUCCGCCGACAAGCUCUUCAAGCAUGUCGGUUCGAAAGAAGGUAUCAAGACGGUUGAGGCCGACGUCGCUGCCCCGGACGGUGUUCAGAGGGUGGUUUCCAAGGUACAGAAGGGCGAGUUGCCCGCCUUUCAGCAUGUAUACACCUGCGUUGGCGGACCUUACUCGGACACGCCGCUGCAAGAAAUUUCGGACGAGGAGCUCCGACUGAACUUCAGCCUCAGCUUCGAGGCCAACUUCUUCGCAUACCGCGCCACGAUACCCUACCUACUCUCCCAAAAAGGCACCGAUACCACCUUCACCAUGUGCACCGGCUCCCAAGGCGACGCGGGUCAGCGGCCUCCGCCCGCCAUGACGCAGGGUGCCCUGUUCAGCAUGGCGAACUGUGCCGCCCUCGCCAAUCGCGACAAUAACGUCCGCUUCAAUGAGUGCUACCUUACGUUUCGCGUGGAAGUGGAUGAGGACGCCGAACAGCACGGCGUCUCCAAGUCAAGCGACUUUGCAGCAGUUUACGAAGGGAUACUAUCGCAAAAGAACAUCCGAAGCUCUAGAGUCAGCGUCUUCAGCCCGGAGGACUUCACGAACUUGAGGGUGAAGAGCAUCCCACAAGUACCGACUGCUUAA